This is a messenger RNA of Trichomonas vaginalis G3, 858 nucleotides long. RefSeq names its product protein of unknown function, DUF4106 family. The record is from RefSeq and is a predicted model, not a curated record. The transcript has a single exon. The annotation marks the transcript as partial. Lineage: Eukaryota; Parabasalia; Trichomonadida; Trichomonadidae.
AUGACGAAAAUAACAGAUGCAGCAACGAGACAGGCAGUUCAAAGUGCCUAUGACGCCGUUAGAGCAACUGUUGUGAAAAGUCAAGAAAAAGAGUUACAACAGACCAAAACAGACCUAGUAAAUGCUUUCUUAAGAACGAAAAGUCAGGUAGGACAUUACGCUGCAGAUGGAACAUAUGUGCCAGCUGGUGGAACUUAUAUACCACCAAACCCUCCAAGAGAAGCACCUGCACCAGGACUACCUAAAACAUUUACAUCGUCACAUGGACACAGACACAGGCAUGCACCAAAACCAACACAACAACCAGCACAACAACCAACAGUUCAAAACCCUGCACAACAACCACCUCCACAACCAGCACAACAACCAGCACAGCAACCAACAGUUCAAAACCCUGCACAACAACAACCACAAACAGAGCAAGGACAUAAAAGAAGUAGAGAACAAGGAAACCAAGAAUUCUUAAAAAUGCUUAAAGAAGAGUGUGGUUUCCCAGAUACUGUUGACUUUAGUGACAGAUAUAAAGAAGCUAUUGGAAAGUUCAAGGAUGGAAAUACUGACCCGAACCUAUUUAGCUUUAUGGCUCAACACCAAAACGGAUAUAAUCUCAAACCUGGAAAAUACAAGCUCGCUAAGGGAUAUGAUUUAAUAGCAUAUCAUCCAAAUGACAUGAACGAAUUUACUCCGAGAUAUUUGAUGUCAGAGCUAAAUGACAAUUCAACUUUCGUCAUGAAACGCGUAAAAAAUAGAGACGGAACGAAAGAACAAAAGCUUAUGAAUGCGGAUGACGUAGAUAGGGAAAUUGUUGAAAACGGUCUCGGAAUAUAUGAAAUGCCAGCAGAUGAGGUACAAGAAACU